Messenger RNA from Oldenlandia corymbosa var. corymbosa, 2710 nucleotides. The record is from the annotation of a GenBank genome assembly. NCBI's taxonomy places the organism in Eukaryota, Viridiplantae, Streptophyta, Magnoliopsida, Gentianales, Rubiaceae.
AAAAAAGCAUGGAAAAAAACUACCAAAAAAAGAAAAAAGCCUUGAAACAAGGGUAACUCAGUCAUUCACUCAACAUCUUUAUAUUGCGUCCCUUCACUCAUUGUGUCUCCUCAGUUUGCUUCCAUUUCUUUUCUUUUCUUUCCAUUAACCAAACAAAAAUGAAGCUUCAGAGAUGGAUUCUAACAGUUCUUCUCAAUCUCGUCUUCAUUAAUGCAACAUUCAUCUGCAUUACCGAGUCGUCGACUCCGCCGCCUCCGUUCUCUUGUGAUUCAUCCAACUCAAACACCAAAUCCUUCAAAUUCUGCCAAACCAAUUUGUCAAUUUCGCAGAGAGCCCGCGACCUGGUGUCGCGCUUAACGCUGGACGAGAAAAUCUCCCAGCUCAUUACCACCGCACCCGCGAUUCCACGGCUCGGUAUUCCGGCCUACCAGUGGUGGUCGGAAGCCUUGCACGGUGUCGCCUACACCGGGGACGGCAUUACCUUCGAAGUCGGCGUCAUUGAUUCCGUCACCACCUUCCCUCAAGUCCUCCUCACUACUUCUUCCUUUGAUCGAAGACUUUGGUACCGUAUUGGUCAGGUGAUAGGAACAGAGGCGAGAGCAGUGUACAAUGGAGGGCAAGCGCAAGGGAUGACAUUUUGGGCACCAAACAUAAACAUAUUCAGGGAUCCAAGAUGGGGAAGAGGGCAAGAAACACCUGGAGAAGAUCCAUUGGUUGUAGGGAGAUAUUCAGUAGCGUAUGUUAGAGGAGUACAAGGAGAUAGUUUCCAUGGUGGGAAGCUCAAACAUGGACAACUUAAAGCUUCAGCUUGUUGCAAGCAUUUCACUGCCUAUGAUCUUGAUAAUUGGGAAGGAAAUGAUCGGUAUGGCUUCAAUGCCCGUGUGACAAAGCAAGAUUUGGCGGAUACAUAUCAACCACCAUUUAGAAGCUGCGUUCACGAAGGCCGAGCAAGUGGUAUAAUGUGCGCUUAUAAUCGGGUCAACGGUGUUCCGAACUGCGCCGACCGGGAACUCUUGACCGGAACCGCCCGUCAACAGUGGGGCUUUCAUGGGUACAUCACAUCGGAUUGUGCGGAUGGUGUGCGUAUCAUCAAGGAAAAUCAUAAAUAUGCAAGAACACCGGAAGAGGCUGUGGCUGAUGUGCUUAAAGCAGGCAUGGAUGUCAAUUGUGGAACCUAUUUGGCAAACUACACAAAAUCAACUCUUUCACAGAAAAUGAUUAAAGAAUCUGACAUUGACAGAGCCCUUCAUAACCUCUUCUCUGUUAGAAUGAGAUUAGGACUAUUCAAUGGAAAUCCCAAAAAAUUAGUGUAUGGAAACAUUGGUCCAAAGCAGGUCUGCACUAAGGAGCACCAGGACUUAGCCCUUGAUGCUGCAAGAAAUGGCAUUGUUUUGCUCAAGAACUCUGCCAGGCUUCUACCCCUUUCAAAGAAAACUUCAUCACUAGCUGUAAUAGGGCCUCAUGGGAACAAUUCACAUAUGAUGCUUGGAAACUAUCAUGGCCCUCCUUGCAUUACUGUUGAAGUUCUUAAAGCAUUGGAAACCUAUGUGAAAAAUACUGUGUUUCAUCAAGGUUGCAAUGCUGUCAAUUGUACCAAUGUCGCGAUCAACGAUGCUGUGAACACUGCAAAGGGAGCAGAUUAUGUUGUAUUAGCCGUGGGAUUGGAUAAGGGCGAAGAAAGAGAGGAUUUUGAUCGCGAAAUCUUAACGCUUCCAGGCCAACAAGAGAGACUGAUCACUGCUGUUGCUGAUGCUGCUAGGAACCCAGUGAUACUAGUCCUGUUUUGUGGAAGUCCAAUUGAUGUUUCCUUUGCAAAACAUAAUCCUAAAAUUGGCAGUAUUUUGUGGGCUGGUUAUCCUGGGCAAGCUGGAGGAAUUGCACUUGCAGAAAUCAUUUUUGGUGACCACAAUCCAGGAGGAAGAUUGCCAAUUACUUGGUAUCCCAAAGAUUUCAUCAAAAUACCAAUGACAAACAUGGGAAUGAGGCCUAAUCCAUCGUCAGGAUAUCCUGGCCGAACAUAUAGAUUUUAUAACGGCGAGAAAGUAUUCCCAUUCGGAUAUGGCCUGAGCUAUUCAACAUAUGCAUACAACUUUGUGCAUGUCUCUCAAAGUUCAAUCUACUUAACCAACUUGACAGACACUCCAUCAACUCAAAGCUCAGACGGGGUUCGGUAUCUUUCAGUCUCUGAUAUCAGCAAAAACUCAUGUGACAAUGUCAAGUUUUCUGUUGUUGUGGGAGUUAAAAAUUCUAAGGAAAUGGCAGGUAGGCAUCCAGUUCUACUAUAUAUCAGGCAGGAAAAACUCAGCUAUGGGAGUCCAAUAAAACAACUGAUUGGAUUCGAAAGCAUAAGCUUGGAAGCUGGAGGUAAAGCUGAAGUUGAAUUUAGACUGAAUCCUUGUGACCACCUUAGCACUGCUAAUGAAGAUGGUCUGAUGGUGAUAGAAGAAGGAUCUAGGUUUAUGGUCGUAGGGGACAAAGAGUACCCCAUUAAUGUUGUUAUAUGAACAACGUAGUACAACCAGUAGUACUCAUUUGUCACAAACAAGUGCAAAUUCCAAGUAUCAAAUGACAAUUGAAAAAUAGUCCACCCUAUGUUGUUCUACAUUGGUUUUACAUGAAGAUGCCACUGAUCAUUUUAGUGUACUUCUUUACCGGUUAUGAUUGUGUAAUUGCUCAACAAUAUAUAAAUGAUCAACUACUGAAUUGGAAU